Molecule: messenger RNA, 1662 nt
Organism: Mangifera indica (mango)
Lineage: Eukaryota; Viridiplantae; Streptophyta; Magnoliopsida; Sapindales; Anacardiaceae
Product: ACT domain-containing protein ACR10-like
Exons: 6
Coding region: 290-1531 (413 amino acids)
Source: RefSeq, a predicted model, not a curated record
GCAAGAGACUAAAAAAGGCAACCAAAAUAAAAUUAAUAAAUAACAGAGCGAGGCCAGGGCCAGGGGGAACAAGAAGAUCCGACUGUGCUAAUUCUUCUCUCUUUGUUUCUCACUCAAGUGUUUGUUUUUGUUCACUUCUCUUAUGACGGAAUCUCCAACACAAGAUUCAGCUAAACAACAAGAAGGAAUCAACGCCUCAAAAUAAAGAGAAAGCGAAGAUAGCCAUCUGGGUUUUCAUCAAGUUUUUAUCUUUUUCGUUCUCUGUAGGUGGAAAAUAAGAGUUCAAGAAAUGGGGAUAUUGUAUGAAGAUUUUGUCGUCAUAAGUCAAGGCGAGAACCCGGGUGAUCCCACUGUUAUUACAGUUAACUGUCCCGACAAGACUGGCUUAGGUUGUGAUUUGUGCAGGGUUAUCUUGCUUUUUGGCUUGAGCAUUUGCAAAGGAGAUGUCUCAACUGAUGGUAAAUGGUGCUACUUGGUGUUUUGGGUGGUUGGAAAGCCAUCCACAAGGUGGAGUUUGUUGAAGAAGAGGCUCUUAGAGGUCUGUCCUUCACCAUUUGCAACCUCUAGAAUCUUCUCGUACCGGUUGGAAAAUCAGCAGUCAAAGCCUCCAGAUGUGUUUCUUUUGAAAUUCUGGUGCUCUCAAGACAGAAAAGGACUCUUACAUGAUGUAACUGAGGUUCUUUGUGAGCUAGAGCUUAUAAUAAAAAGGGUAAAAGUAUCCACUACCCCAGAUGGGAAAGUGAUGGAUCUCUUUUUCGUCACUGAUACCAGGGAGCUUCUUCAUACUGGAAAAAGGCAGGAAGAAACAGUUAAUCGUUUGCAAGCUGUGUUAGGCAAUACCUUAAUGAGUUGUGAGAUCGAAUUGGCCGGUCCUGAAGUAACUGCAUGCUCUCAGGGUUCCUCAUUUCUUCCUUCUGCAAUCACUGGAGACAUGUUCAGUUUGGAGCUGCCUGCUGGACAACCUACCGGAUUUCUUUCUUCAACUCCUGUAUCCAUUACCAUGGAUAAUGCAUUUAGCCCUUAUCACACGCUCAUUCAAAUCCUCUGCCAGGAUCACAAGGGUCUCAUUUACGACAUCAUGAGAACCCUAAAGGAUUACAAUAUCCAGGUUUCUCAUGCACGGUUUUUCGCCAACCCGAAAGGCAACUGUGAGUUAGACUUGUUUAUAAUGCAAGCAGAUGGGAAGAAGAUAAUCGACCCAAACAAACAGAAUGCUUUGUGCUCUCGUCUACGGAUGGAGCUUCUGCACCCUCUUAGAGUCGCUGUGGUGAGCCGCGGCCCUGAUACUGAGCUGCUGGUGGCAAAUCCUGUUGAAUUGUCAGGCAGGGGCCGACCUCUUGUUUUCCAUGAUAUCACACUAGCCCUCAAGAUUCUCAACAUUCGCAUCUUUUCGGCCGAGAUAGGGAGGCACAUGAUCCUUAACCGGGAAUGGGAAGUGUAUAGAAUCCUGCUUGAUGAAGCUGAUGGCAAUUCUGAGCCAAGGAACAAGAUCCAAGAUCAUGUAAGGAAAAUCUUGAUGGGUUGGGAAUAGUACUAAGGUUUUUAUUUUUCUCUUCAUCAUUGUACAGCAUACUUUCUUUGGCCAUACUAACCAGGGACCACAAUGUAAAUGAUGAAAUUGCUUAUGAGAAAUGAUAAGUCGCAAGUUUUUUCCCUCUCUAA